Hydractinia symbiolongicarpus is the source of this 1578-nucleotide messenger RNA. RefSeq lists its product as uncharacterized. Gene Ontology annotation, molecular function: chitin binding. The transcript is spliced from 4 exons. NCBI's taxonomy places the organism in Eukaryota, Metazoa, Cnidaria, Hydrozoa, Anthoathecata, Hydractiniidae. Gene Ontology annotation, cellular component: extracellular region. The record is from RefSeq and is a predicted model, not a curated record. Bases 963 to 1466 code for a protein of 167 amino acids.
AUUCUUGUGUUUUUUGAAUGUUAUAUGAAUAUGUGUAAUACUUCAUUUUUGUUUGUGGCAUUUCAUGAUAAUAUCAUGUCAUUAACGUGCAGUUAAUUGAAUAAGUUAUGAGGAUACGUCACAACUAUAAUACAUCCACUCUUUGUUAUUGAUACAGGAAAUUGUGGGAAGUUUUGAUGAUGCAGGAAUUUGAAAAUCGACAAUGGUCAAAUGGUGUUCUCUAAUUAACGCCUCGACUCUCUUUAACGCUGUUCCCUAGUUAGUGCUCUUUUAAAUAACCGCCUGCCUUAACAUUUCAUCCUUUGUUAAAAUUAAUGAGACAUUCUCGUGAAAUCAGGUUUGUUUCUUCAUCUAGUUAGUCAAACUACUUUGUCCCAUAAGAAUUUAAACUACGAUAUGAUUUUUUUGUAUUUUCCCUUUGUUAUGACCUGCACACAUCGCGCCCCUGUCAAGUAAGUGCCUUAGCAAACGUUGAAAAUUUUAAAACAUCUUGAGUAGUUAUAAAACGGAAACCUCCAGAUAUGCUACCAAUAACGAUGGGCAAUCAACAUCCCCACCAAAAUUACUUUGUUCAUUUACUAUUUUAACAUUUUUUGGUAAACCUCUGCAUGCUCAUUUCACAUAUGUCGUACAAUAUUUUCUUAAAGCUAAACAACAGCAAGUACAAAACAUUUUGAAAUAUUUGAUUAAAAUUCGAUGCGUUUUGUGAUUUUAUCGGAACUCUUGCCAACACACCUAUAAAAAGUUAUUUUUACUAAUGAUGUCGUCCGGGUAAUGCACUACGGAUACAGAAACUAUAUUAAAAAUUAUGUAAUAUAAUUAGGAAGAUUUUUAUGUAACGCAUUGUUUAGAACAGGUAUUUAAGUCGAUAUCUCAGCUGUUAUUGUCAAUUCAAGAAAAAACGAAAAAGAUACAUUGGUUUAUUUUGAUAUUAGAUUGCACAUUCGUUAUACAAAAAGAAAAUGAAGUCAUUAGUUGUGCUUUUUGCCUUGACUGCAGGUGCAUUUGCCAUGGAUGGUACUGGACCAACACCUCCACCUGUUCCAUGUCCUAACAGCAUGUGUGCUGGCCAUUCUGAUGGAAAUUAUAAUUACGACCAUCCCAGUAAUGGUAAAAAAGAGAGCUACUUUGUACAGUGCGUCGGUGGAAAAGCUUAUUGUCAAGCAUGUUGGCCAAUGAACAUGAAAUUCAAAAAAGAAUGUAACCAAUGCUUGUACAGUAUGGAUGAUGCUUGUCACACUACACAAUCAUGGGCACCAGUUCCAACAUACACCUGCCCUGAUGAGUGCCCAAGCAGAGGACCAAACUUUAAAGGAAACAUCAGAGAUCCUUCCCAAUCAAAACAUUACGUUGCUUGCUGGAAUGGUGUUACUGUUGGAUGCGUCAACUGCCCAGCUGGACUGGAAUUUAACGAGGAGAAGAAUGCUUGUCUCUACGAAGGACAAUAUUACACCAAACCCUUGUAACAUAAAAUUUACUUAAAAAUAGAAAAAGGGAUUAACGUAUUAUUUUAGGUUUUUGCAUUAAAUAUAAUUUGUCCAUAUUAUAAUCAAAUAAAUCAUAUAAUGAUAUAAACAA